ACAUGUCUGCAGUUACGGGCACCUUCCGCAUUGUCUCGGAGGAGGAGCAGGCCCUGCGCACCAAGCUGGAGCGCCUGACCACCAAGGACCACGGCCCUGUCUUCGGGAGGUGUGAGAAGAUCCCCCCACACACCCUGCAGAAGGCGAAGGAUGAGCUGAACGAGACGGAGGAGCAGCGGGAGGCGGCGGUGAAGGCGCUGCGGGAGCUGGUGCGGGAGCGGGCGGGCGGUGAGGAGGUGUGCAAGGCCGUGGCUGAGAAGGUGCAGGGCAAGGACGACUCCUUCUUGCUCCGCUUCAUCCGCGCCCGCAAGUUCGAUGUCCACAGGGCUUACGACCUGCUGAAAGGCUACGUGAACUUCCGCCAGCAGUACCCGGAGCUCUUUGACAACCUGACCCCCGAGGCUGUGCGCAGCACCAUCGAGGCAGGCUACCCUGGCAUCCUGGCCAGCAGGGACAAGUAUGGCCGGGUGGUAAUGCUCUUCAACAUCGAGAACUGGGAUUACGAGGAGAUCACCUUCGAUGAGAUCCUUCGUGCCUAUUGCGUUAUCUUGGAGAAGCUGCUGGAAAAUGAAGAGACACAGAUUAAUGGGUUCUGCAUCAUUGAGAACUUUAAGGGCUUCACCAUGCAGCAGGCAUCAGGGAUCAAACCCUCUGAGCUCAAGAAGAUGGUGGACAUGCUGCAGGACUCCUUUCCAGCACGGUUCAAGGCCGUCCACUUCAUCCACCAGCCUUGGUACUUCACCACCACCUACAAUGUGGUCAAACCCUUCCUGAAGAGCAAACUGCUGGAGAGGGUCUUUGUGCACGGGGAGGAGCUGGAGUCCUUCUACCAGGAGAUUGAUGCUGACAUCCUCCCGGCAGACUUUGGUGGGACCCUGCCCAAGUAUGAUGGCAAAGCAACUGCAGAGAAGCUCUUUGGGCCCCGCAUUGAAGCUGAAGACACGGCGCUCUAA
Messenger RNA from Colius striatus (speckled mousebird), 953 nucleotides. It is a transcript of the gene RLBP1, whose product is annotated as retinaldehyde binding protein 1. NCBI's taxonomy places the organism in Eukaryota, Metazoa, Chordata, Aves, Coliiformes, Coliidae. Gene Ontology annotation, cellular component: membrane. Gene Ontology annotation, molecular function: phosphatidylinositol bisphosphate binding. The record is from RefSeq and is a predicted model, not a curated record. The coding region runs from base 3 to 953 and encodes 316 amino acids. The transcript has 7 exons.